Molecule: messenger RNA, 441 nt
Organism: Paramecium sonneborni
Lineage: Eukaryota; Ciliophora; Oligohymenophorea; Peniculida; Parameciidae
Source: the annotation of a GenBank genome assembly
AGAAUGUUGAAUCUAAUAAAAGACGACCAUGAAAAUGAGCAUCAUUAAAUACUUAUUAUUAAACAUUGCCUAAACAUAUUAGAGAGAACCCAAAUGUUUAUAGAGGUUUAGAAUUUAGAGUCAUUUAGAAUAAUAAAAAUUGUACGAUUGAAAUUCCUAAAUUUAAAAGAAGUUGUAUAAUGGAUAGAUUAAUUUAAAACAUUAACAUUAUUUAAAAAAGGAGGUCAAAAUAUAUAGACAACAAAAUAAUACCUAAAGGAAACAAACCAUGGCAUCCUUAUAUUUGAACAAAAAGAAAAAAGCAUAUUUAAUACUUACUUGAAUAUAAAUAGAGUCUAGAUUCAUAACCCAUUUAGGGAAUGACUUGUUUUUAGGCAAUAGGGGAUUUAAGUUGAUGGCAAACUUAAGAAGAUCCUUAAAAUGACCGUAUUUAGUAUAACA